Messenger RNA from Cololabis saira (Pacific saury), 2926 nucleotides. RefSeq names its product asporin (LRR class 1) (gene aspn). The coding region runs from base 485 to 1585 and encodes 366 amino acids. Gene Ontology annotation, molecular function: protein binding. The transcript is spliced from 8 exons. NCBI's taxonomy places the organism in Eukaryota, Metazoa, Chordata, Actinopteri, Beloniformes, Belonidae. The record is from RefSeq and is a predicted model, not a curated record.
AAACAACGUCCUCAGACCUCGCACACGCUCAGACGGAACCGUCCUCAGACCUCGCACACGCUCAGACGGGUCGCUGGCUCACAGAGCUCAUUCACUCAUUCACUCUUUCACUCCGAGCCCCGAAACCUGAACCUGGCGGAGCUUUCCUCUCACUCUGAUCCCCAAACCUGAGCUUUUCCUCUCACUCUGACCCCCAAACCUGAGCUUUUCCUCUCACUCUGACCCCAAACCCCGACCGGCGGAGCAGCUUUUCCACGAGUGGGGGUGUUCUGCCUGAGCUGGUUUCCUUUUCCUUUUUUUCCCCCGUCUGGGGAGAAGGGGUGAUGCUGUUGUUCGCUCACUGGGAAUGUUCUGACUGAGGCUCCAUCCCUCAGCCUUCCAGCUGGACGCUAACGCUGCCGUUGCCGCCGUUCUGCUACCUGGGGGUUCCACCGGACCAGACACACCUGAACACCGAGAUCUCACCACCGCUGCCCGACCAACCAUGAGGGUUCUGCUGCUGCUCUGCCUGCUGGUGCUCGGCAACGCCAAACCCUACCAGCCCGUCAACGUCCUGGACGUCAUGAAGAACUACGACAUCAUGAUGGCCGACGCAGGCGACGACGACGACGACGAUGAUGAGGACGAAGACGACGACGAUGACUAUGACGACUACGAUGAAGACUGUCCCACCGGCUGUCGCUGUUCACCCCGAGUGGUGCAGUGUUCGGACCAGGGUCUGAUCUCGGUUCCUGACAAGAUUCCCGAGGACACGGUGAUGAUCGACCUCCAGAACAACGACAUCACGGAGAUCAAGGAGGACGACUUCAAGGGCCUGAGCAAGCUCUACGGUCUGUUCCUGAUCAACAACAAGAUCUCCAAGAUCCAUCCCAAAGCCUUCAGGAACAUGGAGCACCUGAAGCUGCUGUACCUGUCCUACAACCUGCUGACGGAGAUCCCGGCCAACCUGCCGCCCAACGUCAUGGAGCUGCGCUUCCACGAGAACAACAUCAACCGCAUCCAGAAGGACGCCUUCAACGGCCUCAAAAAGCUGCACGUCUUGGAGCUGGGGGCCAACCCUCUGACCAACGCUGGGAUGGAGCUGGGGGCCUUCAACGGCCUGGCUACGCUGUACAUCGGCAUCGCAGAGGCCAAGCUGACGGCCGUGCCCAAAGACUUCCCAUCAUCCAUCACUGAUCUCAGCCUGAACUACAACAAGAUCUCCAAGGUGGAGGUGGAGGAUUUCAUCAGAUACAAGAACCUGCAGAGGUUAGGGCUGAGCUUCAACCAGAUCAGAUCUGUAGAAAACGGCAGCUUUGCCUCCAUCCCAAACGUCCGUGAGAUGCACCUGGACCACAACCGUCUGAGGAGAGUCCCGCCGGGCCUGAGCGGGCUGCGCUACCUCCAGGUGAUCUUCCUGCACAGCAACAAGAUCAGCAGCGUCGGCGUCAACGACUUCUGCCCCGCGGCCGCCGGCGUCAAGAAGAACCUGUACACCGGCAUCAGCCUGUUCGCCAACACCGUCAAGUACUGGAACAUCCAGCCGGCCACCUUCCGCUGCGUGACCGGCCGCCGCGGCGUGCAGCUCGGCAACUUCAGGAAGUAGGGGGACGAGACGGCGGAGGAGCGGACCUGCCGGCGUCGCCGUGGCAAUGGGGGCGGAGCUGGAGGCGUCGCUGUGGCAACCCCCCGUCCUUGUAGAACAUGUCGGAUGCUGCGGUCCCGGGUCCGGGAGCUAAACAUGAAGCCGUGAGCCGAGGCUCGAGGGAAAUGCCGCCAAAUGCCCGCCGUCUCAGCCGACGGGCUCCACGGCGCCCUCUGCUGGCGGCUUUUCAGAGUAAACCACUUUAACUGACACCGCAGGCUUCUUGGUUCGUGUUUAGUUAUAAAAUGUAGUUAAAUAGCUUUUUUUUUGCAAGGUUUUUCUUUGGUCUUUUUUUUAAAACUAUAAGAACGAAAAAAUAUAUAUUUUGACAUUUUCCUUCACGUAUCCAUUAGUACCGUAUCGGCCUGAAUAUAAGACGACCCUGAUUAUAAGACGACCCCCUCUUUUCUCAAGACUCAAGUCUGAAAAAACAUGUUUUGAACACCAAAUUCAGUUUUUAUACAGAUAAUAAUUACAGUAUAUCUGAAACAAAUGAUUAUAACAAUAUAUUUUGAGAGAAAAAGCAUGUUAUUUUGCCUCACUCAUCAUCUCCUCAACUUUUCAGCUGCCGGUUAACCUGCCGAACUUCCACCCACUUUUCUCCAGAUUGUUGCUACAUUUCUCCAUUUUCUGUUAUUUCUUCUCUUAUUGUCUUCUCUUUUCUUUCUUAAUGCUAUUUUCAUUUUUCAUUCUUCCUGACAGGAGUUAGCUUGGGCCUGGGGAGUUAAGUCCAGCAUUCGCUUUAAAGAUAUCUGGCGCCAUCUAGCGUUGUGAAUGGGUAUAACGUCUAGACCCCGAACGUAAGACGACCCCCACUUUUUAUUUCAAUGCAAAAAACACCGUCUUAUAUUGGGGCCGAUACGCUACUUCUUCAUUGUAAGGCCUUUUCUUCCCAGCAUGUUUGUGUCGUUCCUGAACAGCGCUGAUUUACGGGGAUAACUCACGAGAAGCGUCCGUCCGUCUGUACGUCCAAGUCUUAUAUUAUUAUCCUGCAGCAUCUUUGUAUUAUCUCCGGAGGCCGGAGCCUCGCGUCCUCGUAUCGGAACUGGAUCCGUCGUCGAUGUAAAUUUAUCCUCCGCAGGGCCGAGGCCGGACUCAAGUGUAAAUCAUCUCCAAUGUACCACAAACGUUUGUUUCUCUUGUCCAAAUGUACCGUGGACGAGUUCUCCCGAGUUCUCCCGAGUGAGCCGGUGGGAGCGUCUUCUGCUGAAGCUUCUCCUCCGCGUCUCCUCUCAUGUCCUCCCUUCACAAAUGGUGCUAUAUUUAUUGAGGAUGUUGUUAAUAAACCCGGAACACCUCAAA